Molecule: messenger RNA, 1567 nt
Organism: Chilo suppressalis (striped riceborer)
Lineage: Eukaryota; Metazoa; Arthropoda; Insecta; Lepidoptera; Crambidae
Source: the annotation of a GenBank genome assembly
GUUUUCACUUAUGGUCUCUAUUUGAUACCUACUCUUUUUGUGUUUCAAAAUGUCAUUAUUCACAAAAGAAAAAACACCCAAAUGUUUUUUUUGAGAUUUGGUAAUGUAGGUUAAGAAACAGUUGGACUGAAUGAUUUUUUAUACAUUUUACACAUGUUCAAUUUUAUAGACAAUGUUCGUGAAGAGUUAUUACAAGAAUUUAUUGAUAUUCUAGAUUAUAUAUCACUCGAAAGUUUGAGUCUUUAUGAUAGGAUAACAGGAAAUCUGAUCAUAGUCCUACGAUCACGCUUUAAAAAACCCAGAUGUGAAGACAAUAACCUCGUAUAAAUCUAAUUCUGAAAAGUUUUGUAUAAGUAACAUCCACAGUUAAUAAAAACUUUUAGUAGGUAACAUGGAUGAAGAUACUGUAGAAGUGGUUGGAAUUACUGAAAAUCAGGCAGACAUUGGAGGUGGAGAGAUAAUCGAAAGCAAUGAAAUUAAUGUGACCGAUGGAACAGAGGGAAAUAAGGCGACUGAAAAAGCAGCAACAGAACAUAUUGAAGGAGAGCAGUUACAAGAAGAACAAACAGAAGGUGAGCACGUAGAAGGCGAACACGUAGAAGGAGAAUACGUUAAAGAUGAACAAAGUGACGCAGAGGGCAGAGAAGGCGAACAUUCAGAGGGAGAUGAAAAAGAAAAAAACAUGAGUGAAGGUGAAGAAUUAAUGGGCGAAGAACAACAAGGUGAACAUGUCGAAGUAGAAGAAGUCAAAGUUGAAGAGAAAGAAGAAGAAGUACCUGUUGUCGCAGAAGAGGUUGAAGAAGAAGAGGCUUAUGCUGAAGAACCUCCUCCAGACCCUUCUGCUCCUUACGAUUUUACCGAUUCAAAAGAAGCGCUUAGGGAACCAUUCGAGUUGAGACCGGAUCAACUUGCAGAAGUGGAACAACUUUGGGAGUUAUAUCAAAAUUACACCCCUGUUUAUACAGAUAUAGAUGGAUACAUAACAGAAAAAGAACUAGUAUACAUGUUAAAGGCUCUACUCCUUAUGACUUAUACUCCAGAGCAACUACAAGAGCUUAUAGCAUUUUGUGUGAGACCACCACAUCCUGAAGGGCAUAUUACUUAUGAACAAUUUUUGAAAAUGGUAAUUGUACGUCAAAGAGAAUUUCCAAUAGAAGAUGAGUUACGAUCGGCUCUUCAGGUUCUGGAUCCUGAAAGAACUGGUAGUAUGGAUAGAGAACAGUUGAAAGACCUCCUUGCGACUAAAGGUCAUAAAUUGACAGAUAAGCAACUAAAUAACCUAAUGAAAGAAGUGGAUAUAAGUAACGAUGGCACUAUUGGUGUUGAAGAUGUUGUGGGUACUAUGUGCAUAGAUUUAAAUAAAGAAGACAUACAAAUGCUGUUAGCUUCACUUAAUCCCAAUCCGCCAGAAGAACCUCCAGAUGAUCAAUUUUAGCAAAUUCUUAAUCUUGUACCUAUUUGUUUUAAAACAAAUUUUACAUUACCAAUAAUUUCAUGCAUGGUUUCAUAGAUCAACAUCAUAAAAUUAUUAUCUGUUGACAAAAGCUAAUAAAAUAAAAUAAACUUU